Molecule: messenger RNA, 321 nt
Organism: Prorocentrum cordatum
Lineage: Eukaryota; Dinophyceae; Prorocentrales; Prorocentraceae
Source: the annotation of a GenBank genome assembly
AUGCAUGCAGCGGGAGUUCGCGUCCACAGCUGGAGCCUCGUCAUGCUCCUGACGGCCACGCCCAGCCAGCCCGAGCCCCCCAAGCCCGAGUCUUUCCCCCCAGAGCCGAAAAAGGCGAAAAACGCCUCCCGUCGCGAUGCUGUCUCACAGCGCGAGGAGGUCUGGGUCGGAGCUCCCGGGCUUGGUCUUCGGAGCGGCGGCCCUCGCCGCCGCGGGCGGGGCUCGGCUCGGCAGGAGCUGGUGCGGUUGUGGGCCCCUGCGGGAGGGGGUCCUGUGAUCGAUGCCGAGCUCCGUCGUCGUCUCAGCUCGCCGGGCUCCUGA